AUGACCACAACUCGCCUCUCCCCCUCCUGCCAACAAAUCAUCUCCUCAGACAUCUCCUCACUCCAAAACGGCAGCAUCACAAUCCGCUCUUGCAUGGACGACCCCGACCUCGCCCCAACAAUCACGAACCACCGCUGCAACAGCGUCGUCCUCACACCCUCAGGUCUCUACACCGACAUGGCCAUAACAGUCGCCUCCCACAUCUGGCACCACCACCGCGGCGCCAACGCCCCCCUCCCAGGCCUAAACGUCCACAACCUCGAAGUCCACAAACCGCUCAUCGUCAAAGACCCCACCCAAAUGUCCACUCUCUGGCUCGAAAUGACCACCACCCUCUCCCUCCCACCCAACACCCACGAAGACAUAACCUCCACAACCCUCCACUGCGUCUUCCACAGCAUCUCCCCCUCCGGCACAAAACUCCAGCAGAACGGCCACUGCAACGUCAGCUUCGAGUGGUACUACGGCUGGCUCUCCGAAUGGAGCCUCCAAUACAACCACGUAACGUCCCGAAUCGCAGCCCUCCGCUCAAACCCCCACAGCCAAACCGUCAACCGCGCCAAGGCCUACAAACUCUUCGAGUCCUUCGUGCAAUACAGCGGCAAAUACCAAAACAUGUCCUCGUGCGCCUUCGACGCCGCGACGCUCGAGGCGACGUCGACGCUGGAGUUCCUCGCGCAGCCGGAGAGUGAUUUCUGCGGACCAUAUUACCACGACGGGAGUUGUCAUGUUUCCGGGUUUGUGUGUAAUGCCGUCGAGCAGAAUAAGGAGAGUAAUGCGUUCAUCUCGAAUGGGGUUACGGCGAUGAAGUUGAGUCCGUUGUUUGAUCCUUCGAAGGAGGGGACGGAGAUUAGCAACUACGUCCAAAUGUCCCCCCUCCCCAAUGACAAAACGGUCCUGCAAGGCGACGUGUACGUUCUGCAAGACGGACAGAUCGUGGGCAUGUGGGAAGGCGUUCGGUUCAAGAAGAUUCCUCGUCGGGUGCUGAAUGUGUUUUUGCCGCCGCCGAAGAAGUAA
Molecule: messenger RNA, 1017 nt
Organism: Zasmidium cellare ATCC 36951
Lineage: Eukaryota; Fungi; Ascomycota; Dothideomycetes; Mycosphaerellales; Mycosphaerellaceae
Exons: 3
Coding region: 1-1017 (338 amino acids)
Source: RefSeq, a predicted model, not a curated record